Molecule: messenger RNA, 14466 nt
Organism: Acinonyx jubatus (cheetah)
Lineage: Eukaryota; Metazoa; Chordata; Mammalia; Carnivora; Felidae
Gene: MACC1
Product: MET transcriptional regulator MACC1
Exons: 5
Coding region: 6216-8645 (809 amino acids)
Cellular component (GO): cytoplasm
Source: RefSeq, a predicted model, not a curated record
GUGCCUGGGUGACUCAGUGGUUAAGCGUCCGACUUUGGCUCAGGUCAUGAUCUCAUGGCUUGUAGGUUCGAGCCCCGUGUUGGGCUCUUGUGCUGACAGCUCAGAGCCUGGAGCCUGCUUCAGAUUCUGUCUCCCUCCCCUCUGCCUCUCCCCUGCUCAUGCACUGUCUCUCUCCUCUAUCUCUCAAAUAUAAAUAAAUAUUUUAAAAAAUUAUUAAAAAAGAAAGAAAGAAAAUAGCUGUUAAAAUCCUCUAUGGAGAGUGAAGAAGAGACGAUUGAGCCCCAAGAUACAACUGGUCACUAGUUUUUAUUUUUUUCUUCUAGGGAGUGAGGUCAGUGUCUCAAGCCAUCUGAGGGAGAGGAACCCAAGCUUCUCAAGUGGGUCCAGUGGGAGAACUUGUUUCUACAUGCUCAGGAAUAAUAGAAGGGAGAAAUUAGAGGAAAAGAAAGACAACGGAAUCAGCUGGUUGUGCCACUUUUUAUACGGUAUUCCAUUUGACUAUUAAAGCUGCCCUGUGAAGAUUGUGGGCUCAUUAUAGAAUAAUAGAAGUAAUACAUAGUAAUGUAAUUCUUGCUAUUGUUUUUUUUUACAGAUGAUAAAUAACCCCACAGAAAUGUUCUGUAACUUUCUCAAGUUUAUACCCAGGGUCUAAAACAAGAGAAUUCUAAUUACAAAGCCUGUAUUCUCUGCACUUUGCCAAAAAGCAUUUAUAUAUAAGAAACAGAAAAACAAAUACUGUUGAUAGGUGAAAAACAGUGAGAUCUCACAAUGUCAAAUAUUCUAUUAAAUGAUGGAGUUUUGUAGGAUAUGAAGCUUACAAAAAAAAAAAAAAAAAAAAAAAAAGACGGAAUUAUGCCCAGGGCCUUGCAAAGGGCUUUGCAAACAAGGGUAUUACAGGUUCAGCUUCAUUAGCUACCUUUAAAAUCUGACUGUGGUUCCACCCCUUUUGAACCACGAGUUGAUCUCUGUAUCUUUUGAAAAAUACAAGCUAGGAAGCUUUUCUUGCACUGAUGGGUGCAAGAAAAAGAGUCUUAGGGUCACUGUUACACAGUUCUUGUAUCCAAGAACUUGCUCAACAAUUGAACUUGUUCUGUUACUAGGGACAGGUUUUACAGGUAGUUUAUCUUUGAAGGUUUGCUAGGAGCAUACAUCAAGUUUAAACUUAAACUUGAGAGGCACAUCACUGAGACUAUUAUAUGACAACAGGGGGAAUUUGAUAACAAAUUUAUUAAGUGUUUCCACAAUGAAAAUACUAAAGCCUUGCUCUGUGACUUAGAAAGUACCCAUAUACUUUUGUGGGAGAGCAAUAACACAAUUGUGUUCUGGGGAACAUUUCAGCCCAUGUCACAGCCACCAGAUACAGAGGUAGAAUGAUCUGUUCAGGCCUACAUUUGAGCUAUUUGUCUCAAUUUUCAGAAGAAUGUAACUCUCAUUUUUAACUGAGUUGAUUGUUUGGAUCUUCAAGAGAAAGUGCUGCUCUCAGUCCUCAUCAAGAGCUAGAACCUCUAACUCCAUGUGGAUUAAGAACUAGAAACAGAAACUCAGUUGAAAGAACUAAAUAUGGUGGGUUUUACCAGAUCAGAUGAUCUAUCCUGUCUUUUUGUAACCUAAGAUGUAUUUUUGUAUCUGGUUAAGGCGUCAGAUAGCUGCUUAGCUGGAUCUGCUACUUUCCAUCUGAUUUGACCCCAUUGACCUUGGGCAAAAUGCCAUCAGGACACAUUAAGAAAGAGUUCCAUGAAAGAGACCCCAGUGCUGAAUACAGGAUAAAAGACAGGGUGAGGAUACUGUUCCCAGCAGUCCUGGUGAGGCUGGUGCUUCUGCCAAGUGGUUUAUUUGUAUGGUAUGGUCACUGUGAGGCUUGUAACUAACAAUGUAUUCCCUGCUGUGAUCUCUUUGAGAAAGUGAGAGCCAAAUUUGUGGCUGAUGCUAGCAAUAAAUGGAACUUAAAGCAUGAUGUUCAUAGUUAUUUAUUUUGGGUUUCCUACUAACUCUCUGCAACUGUCACCCAAAUCACUUUUUUUUUUUUACUUUCUCACUGAAGAAUAAUAUACACUUGCUUGUUGUUUAAACACACCAUGUUUUUUGAGUAUUUGUAAGCAUUUUCAAAUUGUUUUUAAACCAAAGAAAGGUAUAUGUGUGUGUGGUUGUGUGUGUGUGCAUCCUUAAAAUGAAUAUAAUGAAAACGAAUAUUCAAGUUAAAAAUAUAUCUACUGAUCAUCAGUUAUAUGCUUAGGUCAUUAUUAAAAGAUUCCUGAUUUACAAUGAAUAUUUAUCAGAAGCCUGUAAUACUCCCUUAAGCACUUCGAUAUCCAUGGAGUAUCCCCUGAACUUUCAAAAGAUCCCUUACCUGUGUUUUUGGAUGUUGGUUGUGCUCUGUGUGGUGGAAGAAGAGAUGCUGUGAGACCGAAGUAAAGUCAGGAUAUAGAGGGCUGACCCUACCUAUGGAUUUGGUUCUCUCUUGCCUUGGCCUAAAAGUCAUAUUCAAAGACUCUUUGUUUCGUAGGAGGUAUGAUACAGGAGGAGCAUGAGGUUAGGGCCACUUUAUUUCACUCUCAUUGAGUUAAAACGUUUAUCAUUUUUUGCUUUGAGGUCUUAAAAUCUAUACUACUAUUACUUUUGACAUUACAUAGCACCAAAACUUAAAAGGAUCUCAUUUUUAAGUCAUAGCAUCCAUCAAAAUAGGUAGAACUAUUUUUAUACCCUCCUUUUUUUCCCUAUAGAGUUCAAAUUAGGAGAUGACAAUUUGAGUCCUGAACUGGCCAGUGAUGAACCUGCUACUUUGAGCAGCUCAUUUUAGUCUCUUGCUGCUCAUAUUUAUCAUCUGUAAAAUGAACAUCCUUUAUCUAAAAUAGUACUUUUCCUUUCUUCAUGGUAACUUACAAAUACAGUUAUUUCUUUGGGUCUGAAGGCUAAGGGUUGCCAACUCUAUGAACCAGGACUGGCUAUGUAAGUGCAGUGCCCAGUCCAGAAUAAAAAUAGGAAGACUCUUGCUCAAAACAUAUUAUAUAUUUUAAGAUUUAAAUAGCAGAGCUUCUGUUAAGCAUGAAGACCUCCUGAGAGUGGGGCUCUGUGUGGCCACACAGGUCACAUACUCAUGAUGUGGGUCCUGCUGUGAACUUGGUGAAGGUCUCGGGGAUUAAAAUAAAGGCUUGAUGCUACUCUCCAGCAACAAACCCAGGGCAUAGUCUCAGGUCUCACUUCCACUGGAAGGGAAGGUCUGACCAAUGGGUAGGAAUCACAGAGUAGAGUUCCAAAGCUUGUUCUCCAGAGUCUGAUAUCCCUGUGUUCAACCAUUAGCCCUGGUGCUUAGUACCUGCCUAAUAUUGGGCAAAUAAACUCUGUGAGCCUCUAUUUCCCUACCUUUAUAUUUUUUUAAUUUUUUAUGUUCAUUUAUUUUUGAGAGAGAGAAUGUGUGUGAGCUUGGGGGACAGAGAGAGAGGGGACACAGAAUCCAAAGCAGGCUCCAGGUUCUGAGCUGUCAGCACAGAGCCCGACAUGGGGCUCAAACUCAUGAACUAUGAGGUCAUGACCUGAGCCAAAGUCGGAUGCUCAACCAACUAAGCCACCCAGGCACCGCAUGAAAAUAUUUUUAAUACCACAUAGUCCAAGAGUUAAAUACAGAACAAAACAUGGAAACAUGUAAAGGAGAUCUGAGGUGUUCAAGGAAUAGUUAGAAAAUACUUUGAACCUACUAAGUGGCUACAAGUAGCAAUUUUCACUAUAUAAUAGCUACUAUAAGCACUUCACAGGAACAUGUUAUAUUUUACUUUCUUUGGUAUGAGCAUAACUUCAUAUUUUUACAGUGUUAUAUUAGUUUCAGGUGUACAGUAAAGUAUUUAAACAAUUCUUGCCUGUGCUCGUCAUGACAAGGGCACUCCUAAAUCCCCAUCACCUGUUUAACCCAACAAAGAAACACAUUUUAAAGAAAUUACUCUUUUAGGGGCACUUGGAUGGCUCAGUCAGUUAAGCAUCCGACUGUUGAUUUCAGCUCAGGUCAUGAUCUCACAGUUCGUGGAAUUGAGCCCUACAUCAAGCUCUACACUGACAGUGCAGAGACAGCCUGGGAUUCUCUCUCACCCUCUCUCUCUGCCCCUCCCCUGCAUGUGCACACACUCUAUCUCUCAAAAAUAAAUAAACAUUGAAAAAUGAAGGAAUAAUUCCUUUAAAUGAUAUUGCUUCCCUGGCUACUCUUUUGCAAAUGUUCCUCUCUGCCCCCCAAAAUUUUCUGGGAUCUUUUGCUAAGGUGUACAGUUGGCAAAUAGUCCCAGGUGCUUAAGGCCUAGUUUAAAUAGUAAAAUAAAUGUAAAGCAAAACUUUGUGCAUUGGCUUCUUAAGAAAAGAAUAAUGCAUCAUGUAAAUCAGAAUAAGUGUGUUGUAAAAGGCAUGUUUGACAAGAAUAUGUCCCCAAUUAAGUGAGUAGUAGACUGCUCUUUUCCCACUUACUCAUUCUAGCCAAGAUUGACUCAUGCUUCUUUAGACAAAAUUUUUUUUAAAAAAAUCCCCUUUUAAGAAAGCAAUUGCCAUUGAGUAUGACAUUUAAUUGUAAGAAAACACAGGGGAAUGAUAAAUAUGGCAAGUGCUAUUUGCACCUGUGUAAACAAGCACUGACCUCAACAUGUCACCAUCAUGGUCAUUUUAGUCAAAGGCUUUUCCUGUACACCACCUCUCCUCCCUGUAUUCAUAGAACAAACUCAUAGGGUGAAGCCCUGUAAGACAUGGGGUGUGUGUGUGUGUGUGUGUGUGUGUGUAAACAAAAAGAUUGAGAGAAGGAAGAUUUGUUGGAGGAUAGUGGGAACAGGCAGAGAAUAAGGAGAAAUCUAUUUGGAAAGAAUUUAGCAUGGUGGUUUUUAGAAUGUAGUUCUCGAAAUGUGCCCCUCUCUCCCAACCCAGAGCCACAGCAUCACAUCACUUGGCCACUUUGUUAGAAAUGCAAAUUCUCAGGUGCCUCCCCAGCCCUUCUGGAUCAGAAAUAUAGGGUAGGUCCAGCAAAUUGUGUUUGAUCAAACCUUCCAGGUGAUUCUGGUACCACUGAGGUAUAGAACCACUGGUUUAAAGGACAGCGAAGAUUUACUUGAGCAUUUGGAGAAGAGGGCUACCUCACAAAGAAUUCCAGCUAAUGACCACCUUGUGCCUUUGUUUCUGAAAUGUUAUGAUCCUCCAGGACCAUAGGUGCAUAAGUCACCAUUCUGAUUCUUAGGUUGUUGAGGACUUUUAACUGCAUUAUUCUAGGUUAUUAACUAUUUUCUACACUAAGGGUUGUUAGCUUUGAAGGAAUCCUGGAUAUAAAUUGUUCCUUUCUGCUCUUUCCUCUACAAGAAAUUAAGGGGUCUAGGGAGCUUUCUGUCUACAUUGAUUUUCCAUUUAAAAUGUACUUUAUCUUUUUAAAAAAUACUUGUUCAUGUAAGGAUUUUUUUUCUCAUUUUAAUUUGAUUUGCUCAAUGUUGCUCAAGGAUGUGUACUUCGUUUUCUAUUCUAAAGUUUUGGCUACCUAUGGUGUGCCAAGGACUUUAGUUUUUGACACUGUAUUUGGUAAAAUCAACCAGAGAAUUUUGAAGAUCUGCCAGGAAACUUGAGACUUCAGUUUAAAUUGCAUAUUGCGCAGUUUGGCUUUUCACCCCAACUUUCCAUGCAGUUUUGCCUAUCAGGGGAAAAAUUGUUAUUUCACCAUUUGAAUUUUUUAAGUAUGCCACAUUAUGAGAUAAUUUUUGCAUUUGUUUAUCCACUAUGUUUGGAAAACAUGUUUUCCCCCUUCUUUUCUUUCCUUUCCCUGCCCUUUCCUCUUCUUUCUUCAUUUAAUUUUGUUCAUUAUUUUCUUGAUACCAGAAACGGCUUUUGAUUCCUUUCAAAAAUAGAACGAAUUUCUUUGAAAUAAAAUGUCAGGAACUUGAAAGAAGAGUAUGACAAACAUAGUUAAAGGUGAAGGAGAUGUGGUUAAUGCCUAAAGGAGAAGAAGAAGUAAAAGUUUAGCAUGACUAGCAGUUUGAAUUAGAAAGUGGGAUAGUCUGAGAAUGUAGUAGUGGGAACCUCGAGUCUGAGAAGGGGCGUAUGCAUCCUGGGUCACGGAAUUUAUGGAGUAGCAGUAAUGUGAAUGAAGAAUUAUGUCAGGGUCAGUUACUCACCAGCUGUUUGACCUCGUAGGCCAGUUAUGUUCCGUUGCUGAGAUUCAUUUUUGUACUCUAAAAUCUUACUGAAGAUAUUUAUUUUUCAGUGUUGUCAUGGGACAAAGAGAUAACAUGUAUGUGAAGAAGGGUGGGAAAAUGUUAACCAAUGAAAGAGCCCAUUUUUGGUCAGGAAGGAUUUCACGAAGUAAGUCUGAGGGAAAUUUAUGUGACAUGGAAGAUCAAAAAUCCUCAAGAAAUUUCCAUAUUACAGAACGUCCAGACCCAGGAUUUCUUCUCAAUUGGCCAGAUGCUUUCACCUGUCAUGGCAAUAGUGCUUCCAAAAUUACAAAUCCAUUCUGGAAUGAAUUGUCUGCUUCUAACCCAUUUUUGGAUGACAUAACUCAGCUAAGAAAUAACCAGAAGAGAGACAAUAUUUCCAUCUUGAAGGAAGAUCCUUUUCUCUUUUUUAGAGAAAUAGAAAUCGGAAAUUCUUUUGAUUCCUCUGGCGAUGAACUGGAUGUGCAUCAGUUGCUUAGGCAGUCUUCCCCACGGAAAGCUGGAAGAUCUAAAAGUGUUUCAGAACUUUUGGACAUUUUAGAUGACACAGCACAUGCCCAUCAGAAUAUACAUAACUCUGACCAGAUACUAGAACAAGACUUAGAAUGGCUUCAGAAUGACAGAGAGGCUUAUAAAAUGGCUUGGUUAAGUCAGCGCCAGCUGGCCCGUUCCUGCCUGGAUUUGAAUAUAAUUAAUCAGAGUCCUGGAUGGGCCCAAACACAAGUUGCAGAGACUGUGACAGUUUGUAAAUUAAGCCACCAAGGAGGAUCAGUACAAUUACCUGAAUCAGAUAUCACUGUUCAUGUACCCCAAGGCCAUGUAGCUGUGGGAGAAUUCCAAGAGGUAUCUCUAAGGGCUUUUCUUGAACCUCCACAAACGCUUAACCAUGAUCUUUCAUGCACCGUAAGCCCACUGUUGGAAAUCAUGUUAGGCAACCUUAACACAAUGGAAGCCAUUUUGCUGGAGAUGAAAAUAGGGGCUGAAGUGAGAAAGGAUCCUUUCAGCCAAGUCAUGACAGAAAUGGUAUGUUUACACAGCUUGGGUAAAGAAGGCCCUUUCAAAGUGUUAAACAACUGCUAUAUUUAUGAAGACAUUAUUCAAGUCAAGCUAAUAGACUUGAGCCAGGUGAUGUAUCUAGUGGUUGCUGCACAAAUUAAAGCUACUCAGUCACCAGCUGCCACCAUUUGGGAUUGUAUCCACAAAACCACGUCAGUUGGAAUUUAUGGGCCCAGAUAUAUUCAUCCCAGUUUCACUGCUAUUUUUAUAGUUUGUGGACACAGUUAUAUGCCAGGAAAGCUUACAAUCUCUGAUAUUAAGAAGGGUGGUAAAAACACAUCUCCGGUUGUGUUUCAGCUUUGGGGGAAGCAUUCAUUCUUCCUUGACAAGCCACAAGAUUUAAAUGUUUCUGUUUUUUCAUGUGAUCCUGAUUUUGAAGUGAAGGCAGAAGGAGAAAGGAAAGAAAUUAAACAAAAGCAGUUGCAAGCAGGUGAAGUAGUUAAUCAACAAUUUUUAUUUUCCUUAGUUGACUCCAGAGAAAUGCACUUGUUUGUUUUCCGUGUUCAGGUGGAGCCUCCCAAUGGUACAGCACUUACACAGUUCUUUAUCACUACACCUGAUCCAGCUCCUAGCCUAAAAAGGCUCUCAAAUCUGCCAGGUAAUUUGCAGGAAGAGAAGAAAAUCAGGUCUGCUCCAUUGUUACCAACUGUGUGUGUUAAAUAUCCCACAUUUCAGGACAAAAAAAUGAGCUUCACCAACUAUGGGGUAACCUUGAAGACAGUGCUAAGGCAAAAAAAGAUUGACUACUUACUUGAAUAUUUCAAAGGGGACACAGUAGCUCUUCUUGGAGAGGGUAAGGUAAAAGCUAUUGGGCAGUCCAAAGUGAAAGAAUGGUAUGUGGGAAUCUUGAGAGGUAAGGUUGGACUUAUACAUUGCAAAAAUAUCAAGGUGAUUGCCAAGGAACAAGUAAUAUCUAUGUCAGAUAAUGUCUUCACAACCAGAAAUCUUCUUGAACAAAUUACCCUACCCUUUAAAAAACUGACAUACAUCUACUCAGUUGUAUUGACCUUGGUGUCAGAAAAAGUUUACGAUUGGAAAGCUUUAGCCGAUGUCUUGGGUUACUCACAUCUGGCACUAGAAGAUUUUGAUCAAAUACAAGCAGACAAAGAAUCGGAAAAGGUUUCCUAUGUUGUAAAGAAGUUAAAGGAAGAUUGCCAUGCAGCUAGACACACCAGGAAGUUUCUUUAUGAACUUAUUGUGGCUCUGCUGAAGAUGGAUUGCCAAGGGUUAGUAGCACAGCUCAUCCAAGAGGCUGCUAUUCUGACAUCAGCUGUCAAACUUGGAAAAGGCUGGAGGGAACUAGCUGAAAAGUUAGUGCGACUCACAAAGCAACAGAUGGAGGCAUAUGAAAUUCCUCAUCGAGGAAAAGCUGGAGGUAUUGCUGUUGAGACAUCCCUUCCUCUGACCAGGAGCAGCAUGAAUGUGAGCUAAAAAUAGAAGCAGCACAAUGCAGCCAGCAGCUGUGGUGAGACUUUGCAUUUAAGUGGUUUUCAUACCAUUGGUUUCAGAGCACUUUCCUCACACAAAUUAACCUUUGAAGAAGUCCUGGAGGGUGAAUACUAUUUAUUCUCUCUUGUGCCUCAGUCCUUUGCAACAUAAAGCGCAUUUCUUGUGAAUUAACUCUGCUUUGCCUGCUUGAAGAUUCUUCCUUUCUUUCUGCUCUACACAUUUACCAUUUCUUGUUUCCUUGCAUGUUUUCUCCUUUCUCCACAGCUGGAGUUGGAGAGUGGGAGUGUCAGUUCUACAACUGUCACUACGCUUUAUGAUGACACUGUAUGCUCAAAAAAUAUAUUCAUUAACACCUACUGUGAGCAAGUAUGUCUAAGGCACUUUGGUGGAUAAAUAUAUAACCCUUAUUGUCUUAUCACAUCAGCCUCGGGAAAAUCAGGCAUGAAAGUAAUAACCAGAGGAAACAUUUGACUCCAAUCCUCAGUUUUGCUAACAUGAUUUUAAUGUCCCUGGUGUCCUCACCCUGUUUGGUUUCAGCUGUCUUCUAACGUGAAGGCCUCAUGAAUGGAAUCCUGAUUUAAGGACUCCAUAUACAUAACCUAAACAAAACCCUCUUAAAGGCAGUCUUCUACCAUCUUUUGCUGACAUAUCUUUGUCUUGCUGAUCCAGGGAGCUGGCCAUCUUGGCUCAAAAUCCUUUUCACAGUUAUACCAAAGUGUCUGAUUCCCGCAUGCUAAUAAGACUGCUGAAUCCCACAGUUCCUAAAGUGUGUAGACUGAAUUAGCUCAACUCUAGUCUUCAAAAAGGAGGAUGAUGGUCAGAUGUGGUCUCUGCCCUCAAGGAAUUUAUAAUCUAACCAUGCAUGCUGGUUAUGAUUAUAAAUUCUCAUGUAAUUCUUUCAUCCUGUAAAGGUUUAAGACUGGACACUUUAUAUAUAUUAAGUCACUCAGUUUCUGUGAUGACUGCUUAAGAGACCGGAAUUGUUCUGUUUCUCUUGCAGUUUUAUUGAGAUAUAAUUAAUGCAUAACAUUGUAUAAGUUUAAGAUGUACAGUGUGGUGAUCUCAUACAUAUAUAUAUUGAGAAAUUAUUGCCACAAGAAGUUCGUUAACACAUCUUUCGCCUCACAUAUUAUCCAUUUUGUUGUUUUUAGGGGAAAACCUUUAUAUCUCAUGUAAUUCUAUUGCCAGAUUUUGAUGGGUUGAUGAGUAGUAAGAUUGGCCCUAAAUUUCAGCAAGACCAAUACGGGAACGUGAUCUCUACCUUGUGAUUCUGACCUAGGCAAUGUUUCUUAAUAAUAUUACUAGUUAGCUCUUUUGAACGCUUACUAUGCAUCAGGCAUUGUUCUACAUGCUUUGCAUAUCUUUAGCCAUUUUAUCCCCAAAAUGACCAUAUUUCUUUUAUCACCUUAUUUUGAGAGAUAAAUUUCAGCUUUCGAGGUCACACAAGAGAAAAAGUAGCAGGAUUCAAACACAGAUGGUCUAAUUUGGCAACACACAGUUUAACUACAGUAGUCAACAACCACAGUUGGUGUUGCAUUUCUAGAACUGCAUUGUAUAUUCCUUGAAAUAUUAGUCCUUUAGAAAGAUGUUUAAAAAAGGGCAUUCUGUGGACAUAUGAAUUUGCAAAGUAUCACAUAUACCUUGUAUGGGAUUCAUGGCACAUUUUAAUAUGCUAAAAGCUUACCUAUAAAUCCUGCAGGAAAGAAAACAGUUUAGCCUGGUGUAGCAUGAUAUACCCAAAUGCUUUUGCCUGUGGAACAUUUUCAUCUUAUGGUUCUUUACCAUGCUCGUGAAAAAUCCUUCUGAAAAAUCUACCUUGAAAAAUAAUCUUGGGGGAAGGAAUAUAAGGAAAAAAAACGUUUCUGAAAAAGAUUCAGUGAUAAAAUGAGAUGAAUUUUCCUAUAAGUCAGGAGUUUGAGACAAAUUUCUUUGCUAUGUUUCAGUAAAACAUGAUUUAAAUAUUAGUGGACUGUAGUUUACAUUUAUCUUUACUUCUGCUCUCAUCUGCAAUUCAUCUUGUCUUUUUAAAAGUAUAAAAAUAUACUUGGUAUAUUUCAUGUGGGUCCUGUCUACACUGAGAAGGCAGAACUUUCUUUUCAUAUUUAUUUUAAUGUAAAAUGUUUAAAGAAGAAAAACAUACAUUUAGCAAAGGAUACAUAUCAUAUGUGUCAGCUAAAUUUCAGAAAGUGAACACGUGUGCCAUCAGCAUCUAGAUAAAAACACAGAGCAUUACUGGAACCCCAGAAGCUUCUUCUUCCAGUGACUACACACACUUACCAAGGGUAACAAUUAUCCUGACUUCUAUCUCUGUAAUUUGCUUUUGCUUGUUUGUUUACAGCGUCAUUGAGAUAUAAUUGACAUCUAUUAAACUGCACAUAUUCAACAUGUAUUUUUGACGACUUUUGACAUAUGUAUCAAACACAAUCAAGAUAAUGAAUAUAGCCACCAUUCUCCAAAUUUUCCUCCUGACCUUUGUGAUUCUCCCUCUCCAAGCAACCACUGGCCUGCUUUCUGUCACUGUAGAUUAGUUUGCAUCUUCUAGAAUUUUAUAUAAAUGGAAUCAUAUAUACAUAUCCUCUCUUUUUGAGGUGGGGUCUGGCUUAUUUCAGUCAGCAUAACUAUUUUGAGAUUCUUUCAUUUUGUUUUGUGCAUUAAUAGUUUGUUCCUUUUUAUUGUAUGGGUACACCACAACUUGUUUAUCUGUUCACCUGUUGAUGUACAGUAGAUUGUUUUUAGUUUUGAGGAAUUACAAGUGAAGUCUUCUUGAACAUUUGUGUACAAGGUUUUGUCUAGAAAGAUAUUUUAAUUUCUCUCUUGUCAAUAUCUAGGAGUGAUAUGGCUACAUUACAUAGUCAGUAUAAGUUUAACUUUUUAGGAGACUGUCAAACUGUUUUCUAAAGUGAAUAUACCAAAUUAUAUUCCCACUGGUAGAAUAUAGACUUCCAGAUGUUCCAUAUCCUCACCAACACUUGAUAUGAUCAGUUUUUCAUUUUAGCCUUUCUGGUGAGUAUGUACUGAUAUGGUAUUGAGGUUUUUGGUUUUCUUAACGGCAUCUCUUCAUGUUGUUUACUUGCCAUCUUUACAUCUGCUUUGCUGAAAUGUCUAAUCAAAUAUUUUGCCCUUUUGGAAUUGGUUUGUUUAUUUUCAUAUUAUUGACAAUUGAAAUUUAUUUCUCUGUUUUGAAUACAAGCUCUUAGUUAAAAAUCAGUUUUGUAAAUAUUUCCUUUAGCUUGCUUUUUCAUUUUGGUAAUAGUGUAUUUUGAAGAACAAAUGUUGUUUUUUUUUUCUUGAUGUAGUGUCAUUUAGGGCCUAUAAUAAAAUAUUGAUUAAUUUUUGUUUCUGGUGAGGCAGAAUCAGGCUGUACUGCCACCAAUGUCUAAGAUCCUUUUCCCUACUGAAUUGCCUUGGCUUCCUUGUCAAAAGUCAAAUGACUAUGUAUGUGUAGAUCGAUUUCUGGAUUUUUUAUUCUAUUCCAUUGAUCUAUUUGUCUAUUUUUAUACUAAUAUGACAUUGUCUUAAUUACUGUAGCUUCAGUUAUUCUUGAAAUCAGAUAUUGUACCUCCUCAAGUCUAUUAUUUUACAAAGUUGUUUUGACUAUUUGAGGUCCUUUCAUAUAUAUGUAAAUUUUAGCAUUGGCUUGUCAAUUUCUAAAAAAAAAGGAAAAUGGCUUCUGGGAUUUUGAUUGGGAUUGUACUGAAUCGAUAGAUCCACUCAUUCAUAUUUUUAUCCAUUUAUUCUUUUCCAUUGAAGUGUAUGGUGAAGGAAAAGUCUUAAACAUUCUUAAAGUUUUUAGGAAACUUAAGUUCAGGGGUGGAGAGAAUUUCUGUGAGAAGAAAGAAACUUUAAGAAAAAAGACCCAAGUUUGCUCUUUGACCACAUGCAGAUGGCUCAAACCAUACUAUUAAUAUCAUGAGUUACAGAGUUAUAUUAGUCUACUAAUUGACAGCAAAACUUACCAAUUGGUAUUGUAAACAUCUUAGUAAAAUCUUAACAUUUUUGCUUCUUCUAUAAAAUUCUACUAUAAAUAUUCUAGAAAUAUUAGGUCUUUAAGCACUUUCUCAAAUCUCCUACCCAACACGUAAACACACAUACACACACACACACACCCCAAACAAGCUGCUAUGGACUAAAUUUUGCCCUCUAUCCUACAAUUCAUAUAUUGACGCCUUAAGCCCCAAUGUUACUGUAUUUGGAGAAAGGGUCUUUGAAGGUAAUUAAAGUUAAAUGUGGUCUUAAGGGUAGGGCCCUAAACCAAUAGGACUGAUGGCCUUAUAGGAAAAGGAAGAGAGACAGGUCACUCUGUCUCUCAAAGUGCAUGCACAGGAGACGCCAUGAGAGCACACAGCUAGAAGGACCAUCUGCAAACCAGGAAGAGAGCUCUCACUAGAACCCAACCAUGCUGCACCCUGACCUCAGAGUUCCAGCCUCCAGAAUUAGGAAAAAAAACAAAUUUCUGUUCUUUUAACAGAACAGAAAUAUUUUGUUAUAGCAUUCUGUAUUUUGUUAUAGCAUUCUGAGUAGAAUAAUAUACAAGCCAAAUAUAAUCACAUUUUCUAUAGCUUUCGUUAUCAUAUAAUUGCUUCAUUUUCUGAAUGCAGUGAAUUUACUGAUUACUCUAGGAGAUUUAGGAUUUGUAGGUAGCCUGCUCUGGUGAUCUUGAUGUUUUCUCAUUGAUUUACUGCUGGGUGUACUCUUAUUACUACCAAAGGACCAUCAAACUGCAACUCAUUAAGCGGUUUAUUAAAUGACAUUUCUUCCCAGAGUAUGAAAAUAUGCAACCUCUCUUAAAAUGAGGUAUUAUUUUGUUAGUAUUUAGUAUACUAAAUGGCUGAAAGCUUUGGGCUUAAGAACUAGAAAAAAGAAGAUAGAAAAUUCUGUCAAUUAUGUUUUUUAAUUUGAUUUAGUUGUGUAUUUAUUUAUUAUUUUUAAAUGUUUAUUUUUGAGAGAAGAAGAGAGAGAGUACACACGAGAGGGGGUGGGGCAGAGAGAGAGGGAAACAGAGUAUCCAGAGCAGGCUCCAUGCUGUCAGCAGAGCCUGAUGAAGACCUUGAACCCAUGAAAGGUGAGAUCAUGACUUGAGCCAAAACCAAGAGUUGGACACUUAACCGAAUGAGCCACCCAGGUGCCCAGAUUUGAUUGUGUAUUUAGGUGUCUGAACUUCUGGCAGGCCUUUUAUGGGUGUUUCUAAUAUUUUUCAUUGUUUCUUUAUUCCUCAAAAUAUUUAGAAGCACAUUCAUUUUUAUGAGAGAGAGAAACAUGUAUGACUGGUCUCAUGGAAAUUGUUUAAAUACCACAUGCUAACUGAUUGUGCUAUUGGAGCUACUCAUGACAAUUCUUUCAUUUUCUUAAGAAGGCCUUUUAAAAUUCCUGGGUAAUUUGUCCAUGGAGUACUUUGAGAGUCUGAUGGUCCUAAAGAUGCCUGCUUUAUUAGUAAGAAGUAACUACAUUACACUCUUUCACUGGUAAAACAUCAAUCAAUGCACUCUAAAUAUUAGCUGGCUCUCCUUGCUCUCACUUCCCAGCAUACUCUUCAUAGAAACCAUGUUGAUGAGACAGCCAAGCUGAAAUGUGAUUUUGCAAAGAUAAGGGCACUUUUGUUUUCUGAAAAAUACAUUUAUAAAUGUUUGUGUUCAGCUGAAAGUCUAAAUUAACUUGAUUUUUUAAAAUACUACUGAUCUUUACAGAAAAUUGAAAAAAAUUUAAAAAGGAAAGCCAAAUCCUAAGGAUUCUAAAAAUGGUUACAUUUAGCUUAUUUCCUCUUUUUUUUUUUUUAGUGUUUUAUUCAUUUUUGAGAGAGAACUUA